This is a messenger RNA of Closterium sp. NIES-67, 279 nucleotides long. Lineage: Eukaryota; Viridiplantae; Streptophyta; Zygnematophyceae; Desmidiales; Closteriaceae. The record is from the annotation of a GenBank genome assembly.
GAUCUCUUUGACAAGCCAUGCCGCAUGCUCUGUGAGGCUGGUCGGGGGGAGAUGGGCGCUCAGGGAUGUGAGGGAUGGGAUAGCAGAGGAGGAGGAGGAAGAGGAGGAGGAGGAGGAGGAGGAAGAGGAGGAGGAAGAGGAGGAGGAAGAGGAGGAGGAGGAAGAGGAGGAGGAAGCAGAGGAGGAGGUGGAGGUGGGGGAGGGGGAAGAGGAAUGGGGCAAGGAGGAGCAGCAGCAGCGGCGGCUGGGCUGAAUGGGGAUGCGGUACACGAAGGGGCG